This is a messenger RNA of Trichoderma harzianum CBS 226.95, 1080 nucleotides long. RefSeq lists its product as hypothetical. The record is from RefSeq and is a predicted model, not a curated record. Lineage: Eukaryota; Fungi; Ascomycota; Sordariomycetes; Hypocreales; Hypocreaceae. The transcript has a single exon. The coding region runs from base 45 to 914 and encodes 289 amino acids.
CAACACUCUCUAGGCUCACAUAUAAACCAAAAUCACCAGAAGAAAUGGCUUCUAAACGUACAUAUUUCUUAGCGCCCAAUCUAGAACAUAAGCUGUCAUCCAGCCCAAUUCAGCUCAGCGUUCUACUAGCAGAUGCCUUGAAGCCGACCAAACCGCUCUCCACGCAUUCCUCUCCGCCCGAAUUCGACUCAAUUGUGCAGACAUCGUACGUCAUCUCCAGGACGUCAGGCAAUACUGUCAAUGCUGGUAUGCGUGUCAAAUUCCUAUCCUUUGCCGGCACUCCCAUAGAUUUUGCCAAUAACGCCCAUGUCAUGGUAUCCUUCGACAUUGACACGCUUGAGACGAGGUGGCUGAAGAGUGAGCCGCAAGAUGACGAUGAGGACCUCCUAGCUCGCUUGCAGGAGCCGAAAGUGCAGGCCGCCAUUCGAGGAGGUCUAUACGGAGCACGUCCAAUCUACAUUAUCAGUGGGCUGAAAAUCGCGCGUGGUCUGUCCGUUCAACGCGAGGAAUCCAAAUCUACGCACGGAUCAGUGGGCGGCACAGUUCCCAUCAUCGACGGCAUCUCUGUCGGAGCUGAGAUAGGCGGAGAGAAGCGAUUUGGCACGAGCGGCACAUUCAAAGUGGCCCCAGAGGAAGACAUCAUAUUUGCUUAUCGGGUUCACAAGAUCAAGCCAAAGAGCCGCAAAGUGACCAAGGCCUCGGUGAAUGUGUACGAAACUAGCUCUGCUUUCUUACAUGGCGAUGAUGAGGAUAGUGGUUUCAAGGGCGUCGAGGUCGUGUCUGUGAGCGUAGAUUCUGUUCUGAGUGAAGACGAAGACGAUGAUGAUGAUGAGAAAGACGAGGCAGAAGGACAGUACCUGGAGCUCAAGGGUGGCGACGAUGGGGAGUACUAUGUUCACAUGGGUCAAGCUUGAUGCAUUUUGUCCACAGAUGCCAUAUAUUGAGUAUGAAUGUAAUCCUUAUCUUGCUACAUCUAUAGCUUGAAGGGAAUUUAAACUCUUUAUAGAGGUCUCAGAGACUUUAGCCUCGUUCAUUAAUUAGGUGGCUAAUUAAGCGAUACUAGUAUUAAGGGAUCUGCAG